GAUGGCUGCUUGACGACAAACUGUAAACAACACCAAAUACACGGGCCUACAAGUCCUGUUGAAGCAAUCUCACUAAAAUAAUACAUUUGCUUUGAUUCCUACUACUUUAUACAGUAUUCGCUAAUAAUCUUCCAUAAUGCCCAGUGCCGGGGCUCUUCCAGCUCCGUUCAUUACGCCAAUCCAUCGAGACUGCCAUGGCCUACAGCUGCCAGUCAACAAGAUUGAUUCCUCCACUUUAAUUGAACUGAGUUCAGAUGUGCCCAACUGCAAACUUUACUUCACCACUGACGGAAGUAAGCCGCUCCCUUUUCAACGUAAAAUUGGGGGUAAAGAACGGACUUUCAAAUAUUUUGCACCUUUCACCCUCAAGUGUGGAAAGAGAACCCUCAAGGCUGUAGCUGUGUCAAGGGAUGGAUUGCUGGAGAGUGCGGUCGUCUCCAAAGAUUUCAACGUGGUCAACUUGGACAGUCUGGGAACGUCGGAAGGCUACGAGAGUAGCACCAGUGCCGCAACUCUUCAGUCUUUUCUGGACGAGUCGUCGGACGGAGAGUACAACCUGAAACCUGGCAAGGUGCAGGGCCUCAGACCGAGAAGAACAAAAUCUCCGUCAAGAAAGAAAACGGUACCGAAGGAGGCAUGGGCAAGCUCUUUGUACCAGGACCCAUCGGCCACAGGGGCUUCUAACGAGGGGCCUGAAGCAGAAAGAACAGCCGAAGCCGGAGCCGCAGGAAAGUCUGACACUUGGGGACAUACGCAAAUUGAUGGAAGAAACCAAACCGAAGACGCCCCCGCCCGCCAUCGAGUACAAACCGGUCUGGAAAGACCCGCCCCUGAACCCAGUCAGCCCAGGCAACG
Molecule: messenger RNA, 855 nt
Organism: Aplysia californica (California sea hare)
Lineage: Eukaryota; Metazoa; Mollusca; Gastropoda; Aplysiida; Aplysiidae
Source: RefSeq, a predicted model, not a curated record